GUAGCACUUCACCGCACUAUCGGCUUCGAGCUUAAACCGCACAACCCUCAAACAUGGCCACGGCCCAACAAACUCCAUCCUCAAAAUGGGCCCUCAUAACAGGCUGCAGCCCCGGCGGCCUAGGCGACGCAGAAGCCACAGCCUUCCUCACCUCCGGCAUAAACGUAAUCGCCACAGCCCUCGAAACCAAAACCAUCGAACACAUCACUCCCACCCCCAACAAUCCAAACUCAGGCUUCCUGAUCCGGAUGCACCUCGACGUAACCUCCUCAAAAUCCCUCUCAGAAGCCUACAACCUCAUCAAACAACUCACAAACGGCCACCUCCACUUCCUAAUCAACAACGCCGGCUACGGCUACUACUCCCCUCUCCUAGACGUAGACAUCUCCCUCGCAAAAAAGCAAUACGACGUCAAUGUCUGGGGAGCACUAUCCGUAACUCAAACAUUUUUCCCGUUGCUCCGCGCAGCAAAAGGCACGAUUGUAAAUCAAGCCAGCGUAGCCGGGCUGUCUGGUUUUAGUAGACCUUAUAUGGGAAUUUAUUCGAGUUCGAAAGCUGCGUUACUUAGUUUGACAGAUAUAAUGAGGUUGGAAUUCGAUCCUUUUGGGAUCAACGUCGUGGCUUUGGUUUCGGGUGCUGUGAAGACGGAGUUUGCGAAGAAUAUGAGGGGAGGGACCGUCGCGGAAACGAGCUGGUAUUCGCUCAUUCGGGAGGAUGUGGAGAAGUUGAUGCUCGAGAGUUCGGCCACUGAGGCUGGACAUGAUCGACAUCAUAUUGCCGGAAAAGUGGUGGAGGAGCUGUUGAAAGAUACGCCCGCAAACCGUGUUGUCAAUGGAUAUAUGGGAACUGUGAUCUGGCUGCUGCAUUCGUUGUUACCUCUGUGGAUGCUCGACGGGAUACAUUGGAGCGGCAGUGGAUUGGACAAAUUGAAGGCGAUCGUGGCUGGUGGAACGACGACGAAGAGUGAUUAAAUACAUUCCAUGUCUCCAUGCUUUUCAUAAACAUAUCUGGUGAGUGCAAGCUAUCAUGCUUCAGUCUUUGAACAAAACCAUGUCGUCUGACAUUCCUGUGAGCCAUGCUUCGCAGUGAUCCGCGUGCCGCAAUCACGCAACUUCAAGCAAGGACGCAGUGGGGUCACGAUCUCGUUGACCUAGUGUGGAAACGAUUCACUUGUGGCCUUCUCCAACUCUUGCAUUUCUUUCGGCUCCACUCUUCGGUUGCGGAUGCGCCGCCAGAGUGGAAUCAGCCCUGAAGCAAUCAAGGCAGCGAACACGA
Cercospora beticola is the source of this 1275-nucleotide messenger RNA. RefSeq lists its product as uncharacterized. The record is from RefSeq and is a predicted model, not a curated record. Gene Ontology annotation, molecular function: acylglycerone-phosphate reductase (NADP+) activity; triacylglycerol lipase activity. Gene Ontology annotation, cellular component: endoplasmic reticulum; lipid droplet. NCBI's taxonomy places the organism in Eukaryota, Fungi, Ascomycota, Dothideomycetes, Mycosphaerellales, Mycosphaerellaceae. Gene Ontology annotation, biological process: triglyceride catabolic process; phosphatidic acid biosynthetic process.